Motacilla alba alba is the source of this 13613-nucleotide messenger RNA. It is a transcript of the gene NRG3, whose product is annotated as neuregulin 3. Gene Ontology annotation, biological process: animal organ development; intracellular signal transduction; nervous system development. Gene Ontology annotation, molecular function: chemorepellent activity. Lineage: Eukaryota; Metazoa; Chordata; Aves; Passeriformes; Motacillidae. The record is from RefSeq and is a predicted model, not a curated record. The transcript has 9 exons. The coding region runs from base 1127 to 3091 and encodes 654 amino acids.
UCCUUCCUCUCCUAGGCUCCGUUUGCCGUAGCAUACACCCUCCCGAGGGGUUUGCCUGGAUCAUUUAUUUAUCUCGUGCGCAUUAAGAAACCACCAUUAGGCUUUGGUGGGAGGCGCCUUGCUCGGUGCGCGCUCGCCUGCCUCCGCGGCGCUGCCAGAGGAAUACACAAUCGAGCCGAAGCUGCAAGCUUGGCAGGAGCUGCCUUUGCGUGCCCAUUUACUUGCCGGAUCCGUAUAUUUUUUUGCCGACUGGGUCAUUGCCGCUUCCCUCCAGGGUUUCAUCUUAAUUUUUAUUUUUUUUUUUCCGUGUGUGUGGAUUAUUUAAAUUUUUUUCUUUUUUUUUUUUCUUUUUUUUUUUUUUUUUUUCGGGAAUCCUCGCCGGAGUUUUGAUGCCGAGCCGGACUUAGCGCGGGCGCGGAGGAGCUGCGCGGAGCCGUGCCGAGCCGUGCCUCCUGCCCCGGGCCCCGCCCGCGGAUCGGCCUCCCUGGCCCGGCGCCGGCCGCGGGUUGGCCGCGGGGCCGCGGAGUGGCGGGUGCGCUGCGCCGCGCCGCCGCCUCCCCGCGGAGCCGCCGAGGGAUGCUGCUGCGCCGCGGCCGGGCAUAGGCAGGAGCCGAGCGGGCGGGGGAGGGAAGGAAGGAAAGAAAGACGGAAAGAAAGGAUCCCCCAAGCCCCGAGGGGAGAGGAAAGGCGAGAAGGUGCGUGAAUGUGAAGGAAUGUACCUGCACGUCGCCGGAGCCGCACGCUUGGGAUAAAAAAUAAAUUAACCGAGGAGGCUGAUCUCUGCGACUUAUUACCCGGAAAAAAAAAAAAAAAAAAAAAAGGAAAAGCAAAGAAAAACCUUAUAGCGGAGGGACAAGAAGAAGAGCGACGAGGCUGCAGCGAGCAGCGCUAGAGUCGGGCACCCGGCGGAUGGCGCGGCCGUCCCGCUGACUCCGCGGCCGCGGGAGGCUGCGCGGGGCGGCGCGGCGCGGGGCAUGCCGUGCCGGCGGCGUGACUGAGCGGGGCGCUCCCGCCGCCCGCUCCGCACCGCGCCGCGCUCCCCUCCGCUCUCCUCCGCCGCAUGCCGCCGGCAGCCGCGGCGCGCUGAUGCCCCGGGGCCGCGGCGGCGCUGCGGACGGCCCCUAGGAUGAGCGAGGGGGCUGCCGGCGCCGCGGCGCCCGGGGCGGCGGAGGCGGCGGCUGCGGCGGGGGGCCCGGGCGGGGAUGGGGCCGGGGGGCCGCCGCGGGAGCUGCGCUGCAGCGACUGCAUCGUCUGGAACCGGCAGCAGACGUGGCUGUGCGUGGUACCCCUCUUCAUCGGCUUCAUCGGUCUGGGGCUCAGCCUCAUGCUGCUCAAGUGGAUCGUGGUGGGCUCCGUCAAGGAGUACGUCCCCACCGAGCUGAUGGACGCCAAGGGCGUGGGGCAGGACCCCUUCUUCCUCUCCAAGCCCACCGCCCCCCCCCGCGGCGCGGAGACCACCGCCGCCGCCACGCCGCGGCCGCCCAGCCGUGUCAGCCCCCGCCUCACCACCAUGAGCCGGGCUCCCCCGCGGCCCCCCGGCACCCGCGGCCCUGCGCGGGGCGGCCCGCGGCCCACCGCGGCCAGGCACCCCGUGUCGCCGCACACGGCGCCGCCCGCCAGCGGCCCCCCCGGCACCGCCGGCCGCGGCGCCCGGCCGCCGCCCGCCGCCCCCAGCACCCCGCCGCUGCCCGCCUGGCCCACUGCGGCACACGCUACCUCCUCCUACAAGAUCUACGUCCACGACUCGGCGCCGUCCUGGACCUUGUCUCCCUUCCAGGAGUCGACCACCACCACGCCGGAGGCCAGCACGACCCCCAAAACCCACACUACAACGUAUUCCACGGAGCGCUCGGAGCACUUUAAGCCAUGCAAAGACAAGGACCUUGCAUAUUGUCUCAACGAAGGGGAAUGCUUCGUGAUCGAAACCUUAACAGGAUCCCACAAACACUGCCGGUGCAAAGAGGGCUACCAAGGAGUCCGCUGUGACCAAUUUUUGCCGAAAACCGACUCAAUCUUGUCAGAUCCAACAGACCAUUUAGGAAUUGAAUUCAUGGAGAGCGAGGAGGUGUACCAGCGCCAGGUGCUGUCCAUCGCCUGCAUCGUCUUCGGCAUCGUCGUGGUGGGCAUGCUGUGUGCAGCCUUCUACUUCAAAACAAAGAAACAAACCAAGCAGAUUCACGAACAGCUGAAAGAAACGCAGAAUAGGAAAACCUACAGCCUAAAUGCUUCCAGCAUGAUGGCAAAGUCGGAGUGUAUGGCACAGAGCCAAGUCCAGCUGCAAAAUUAUUCAAAGCCAGAUAGGCACCCGGGGCCCAUCCUGCACAAAGUUAUGGAGUCUAGUUUUUCAGGCACCCAGUCAUUCCCAGAGGCCUUGUCUCCUGACAGAGGAACCCAGCCCAUCAAGCACCACAGAAGUCUCUCUUCAUGCUGCAGCCCAGGACAAAAAAGUGGGAUGCUCCAUAGAAAUGCCUUUCGGAGGACUCCUCCCUUGCCUCGGGGUAGGUUCAAUGGGAUUACAGGACCAGCAUAUCAACAGCUCCAAGAGUCCAGGAUCACGGACCAGGACACCAUACCUUGUCACGGGUAUUCAUCCAGUGGUUUAAAAACUCCUCAGAACCCUUCAAUAAAUAUGCAACUGCCUUCAAGAGAGACAACCCCAUAUUUUAAUAACGUGGAUCAGAAGGACUCGGUCAGCUAUUCCUCUUCAAGGGCCAACUCCGUUCCCAUCAUCCCGUCUGUGGGCUUGGACGAAGCCUGCAUGCAAAUGCAUAAUGUUCCUGAAGUAACAGGCAUCAAAUGGUGCAAAAACUCCUAUUCUGCUGAACUUGUCAACGUGAGUUCCCCAGUCAGUAAUUGUCUAAUAGCAGAACAACACGAAGUGAAAAUAUUGCUAGAAACUGUGCAGGAGCAGAUCCGGAUCCUGACGGACGCGCGGCGGGCGGAGGACCUGGAGCUGGCGAGCAUAGAGGCGCAGGGCGGCGCGAGCGAGAACACGGCCUUCCUGCCCAUGAGCCCCACGGCCAAGGCAGAGCGGGAGGCACACUUUGGCCUGAAAAGUGAAACGCAGAGAGACUCGGUAUUGACCAAGUGACUCCGUGUGGGGCUUGUGGGAGGGGAAACGAGAGGUCUGUGCAUUCGACGCUUUGCUGAACAGGAAGGGAGGAAGUUAAAUACAAAUUAUUUAUAUGCAUUAAUUUAAGAGCAUCUACUUAGAAGAAACCAAAUAGUCAAUCGCCCUCAUAUCAUAGUGUUUUUUAACAAAAUAUUUUUUUAAGGGAAAAGUUCCAGGAGGGAUGAAGCGUGCUUUUAGAUGCUUUCUAGGCAGGAUUACACAGUUCCAGUUACAGAGGACUUUUCCGUGGUCCUGUUCGGCUGUCCGAAGGCUUAGGCUAUGCAUCUCUUUUUCAGUAAAGGCCAAGUACCGUCCUUAGAUGCAUUUCUGGUUUCAGGUCAGCACUGCAGUGAGCUGCUGGGCAGGGAUUCAGACCCUGGAGAACAUGUCCUGUAAGGCCAACAGAGAUCCAGUCCCCUCUCCCCCUUUGCUCUUGAUUCCAGGUUCACAUCACGAGAACAGGCGCACAGACACCUAGUUCUGAGUUCUGGUACCUGCUGUGGAAUGAUGACAACGUCCCUGAAUUGAGGUUUAACUCUCAACCUUAGUUUGAUGUGUCAGUUGCCCCAAGAAAGUAAAUGGAAUCAUUUAUGAGCUUUGGGAUUGGCCAAGAGUGGGAGCAGGAUUGGGGUCUGUAGAGAUUCAGUGAGUCCACAGCUGCUCCAUCUGCUGAGCUUUGCCUAUCAGAGCUGCCUUGGUGGAGAGUGAGGAAGAACGAGAGAAAAUGUAUAAGUGUGUAUUACAACAGGUUUGGUUUUGGUUUCUGGUUUGGGUUUUUUUUUAAGUGGAAACAUAAACUCUGUUGUUCGUUAGCACCCCUCAACGUUUCUAAACUUUUACACUUUAAAAGCAUUUGUAAGCUCUCAAGGAGCACUUCUCAGUGUGUGUGUAUUUUUUUAAACUUAUUUUUUAUUAUGGCUUGUUCAGAGAAGAGUCAGGGAGAUCCAGUAUGAUCAAAAUCCAGCCAAUAAGUGUCCACGCUGCCUAAUUUGUUCCUGCAUUCAGUUCUCCAGUCACUUUAAUUAAUUAUGGCUUAGGCUUGUGAACUUUAAAGCUUCAACCCUGCAGAUAGUUCAGUAUGGGCAGGCCCACAGGCAUGCAGAGAUCUGACUGUGAUGGAGCUUUCUAAGAGCAGAUGGUUUCCACCAAGUUGCUCCCUGCAGAGGAUCAAGGCCUCAGAGAGGAUGUAUCAUUCCCUGGUUGCCAUAUCCUGAUCACAUUGUAAGUCCUUUUUGCAUUAGCUUUCUUUUGAGUCCCUCUUCCCCCCAUAAAUUGUAACAAAAUGUGCCAAUUUUGCAAUUAAUUGGGUUCAGUGACACACCUUAUUAGUCUUAUUAGUUUAUUAGUCUUAAAACAUCUCCUUGUUUUCGGGGAGGGGAAAAAAAUCCACUAUAAUAAAUAAUCGCUAAAUAGCCUUCCCUGGUUAGUGCCAGGAGAUUGAUUAAAAAAAAAUUAGAGUAUAUACAGAAUGUAUUAGAAUAUUUCUUUGAAGCAAAAAAAUUGUUAGAUUUAUUAAUGUGCCCCAGACUUUCUAGUUCACAAGUCUCAAGACUUCCCAAAAUAGCACAAUCAAUCCCACAGUGCUGUUGUAUGUUGAGUCAGAAUAAAGCAAUAUCUUAACCUCUGUCAAGUAAAUUUGGAAAAGAAAUUAUGAAGGUAUAUGUCAUUUUUUUUGUUAAGGCAGUAAAAACAUUAUUUUUGACAGUCUUCAUAUUCAGCAAGUCUUAUUUUGGAUUGCUUUUGUGGUUUUGGGGGUACUCGUAAAGAUAAAGUUGAUGAAAUUGUCCUGUUUACAGAAUUUUCUAUGGCUGCAAUCUUUGCUGUGUGUUUUCAACAGAAAUGUAUUUGAGGCCAAACUAUUGUUUUAUGCCCCAGGAUGGAGCGUGAGGUGUGCAGACUCCCUUCUGCAAAGACAGAGCUUUUGUUGUAGCAGUGAGGAGGGAUCCCUGUGGGGUUUGGGCUCACCCUGAUAUUUUCCUGCUAUAUGUGGUGGCUGGGCACAAUCUCACUGUGCAUGAGCCGAGCUGGCUGUGGUGGGCAUGGCCCUGAGCCCACUCCAGAUAAACCCUCUGAAAGGCAGGGUGCAUUAGGUGGGCUCAGCUUUGUACCCCUACAGUCAUUGGGCUUUUCUGUCCACACCACUUGCCUCCCCCCAUCUCAGGACAUGAGCAAAGGGAGCUUGCCUCUGCCCAUAAGCCCUGUGAACAUACGUGAAUUUUCAUGUUAUAUGAAAACUGGGUGCUAUAUAAAGCUCUGGGUCAACAAUUUUCAAAUUGUGAUCACAAUUCAUGAAUCGUUCACCAUUAAUUUCUUCGAGAUGAUCUUUCUGCAAUACAGUGCAGAAUCCUGCCCAAACUGAUGCUUAAAAAUUCAAUCUUUUCAAUUCAGAUUCAAGAUCUUCCCUCCCCCAAGCUCUGCAAAUUCACCUCUGGCAACAUAAUGGGAACACACAGCAAGAUUUCAGUUGAAGAAAGAACCAUAUCAUAGUCCAUGCCUUUAGGGAGAGAAUGUGUUCAUGCAGCACCCCCGAAAGACCCAGAAAGAGGAGACGAGCAAUGUAUUUAAGAGAAUGAAAUGUUUUACUGAAUGAUAGCUGAAGAUCUGAAAUGGUGAGGAUGUCUUUGGUUCAUGUUAGAGAUACGAUCUUGUACUCAGCAAAGGAUGUGUGACUGUUAUAUGUUAACUGUUCUAUUCAGUUCUCAGCAUGUUUGAAUAGAGAGAUGUUCAUAUUAACCAAUGACAGACUAGUGUAUUAUUUGUUCAGAGCAUCGCUUCAGAUCUUACUGAGACUGUCAUUGUUUGCAGAGGAAAACAAAAAGGGUUGAAAACAUCCAACUAGGUAGCCUUAAUGUUGUUUGUGUGGUUUUCUAAUGCAACUGUUUUCCUCUGUGGACCUUCCUGUUUUACAGUGAAUGGGGCAACAUUUUCUAUGAGGUCUGACAAUUAAUUGUGUAAAGCAUCCAUUUGAAAGUCGUACUGAAACAGCCGACAUGGUAGGCCAAAUUUUGUUUUGCUUCUGGUCCCACUGAACUCGUGGAUUGGAAGGGAUGCAAGUCAUUGAGAAAUGCAAUUCAUUCCUAAAAGUACAUCUGUUCCCGGCCUUGGAGACAGUUUGUAAUCCCCCUGGAAGAGGCUCUGAACUCAGUCGUUUACGUGGAUCAUAAUUAAAAAUUUUAUCUGACCUAUGAAGUUCCAGGUGUAGUCUGGUGUGAAAAUCUACACACAUAGCACUGCAUUCAAACAAACUGGGAGAGCAGCUGACUAAAUAAAUUGAACUUUCUGUGAACUGAGUAGAGAGAAAGCCUGUGUCUCCAGCACAACACCAUGGAGAAUUGUGAGAGGGAUAUAUCCUGAUCUUUUUAAAAAAGUUUAUUUCCCUUUAGAAUUUCUUCAAAAACAAUCCAAAAUAAUCCUAAAAAAAGUUAAAAACCAGUAGAACAAUCCCAGCAUUUGAAAUAGGAGAUGUGGGUAAGUAUGGGCACAUUUGUAGUGUUUACCAUUGAAAAACUCUUCAGUACCCCAAGGCCCAAAGCUGGAAUGUUGUCAUUUUUUCAGGCACAUUUUUUCAGGCACAUCAACAAAUGGUUCUGUGGAGCACGAGCCCUUCAGAAUGCCUUUGGUACCUGGCCAUGCUCUCAGCUGCUGUGGUCAAUGCAGCAAUGACAGCAUCUGUUAGCAGAGGAUCACAUCCCAAAUCUGUGCUGCUUGAUGCCCAGUGUAGUGCCACAAAGCUUAGUAGUCUCCCCUGUGAUGUCAGCCCUGCUACACAAAAGGAUUUAUUUUGCCUUUGAGCAUCCCAGCAGAGUGUGAGCCCUCUCAGCUCCUUGGCUGGGUGAUGGGGUUGGGUUGUCAGCUCCAUCUGGCACAGGCUGAGUGUCCCUGGCCAGGCUGAGCAGCAGUGAACUUGCCACCAUGUGGCUGAUCCCAGAGCCACUCAGCAGCAUCCUUCAAGUUUAAAUUUUGAAAUAAACAGUGAGUUGAUGGCGUGUGCUUAUGACCAAGCAUGUGCUCAAUAUGCUCCCAAAUUGAAAUGUUAGCAGUUAAUUCACACCUGCUUCUCAUGUAAGUAGGGAGAAAAUCUGGAUUCCUUUUCCCAAUUUAUCCCCAAGUUCCUGUAGUCUCCUUUUGGACAUUAGUUGAACAUCUCUUGCUCUUAUAAGAAAUUCUGAAAAUUAACACCAAAGAAGAACUCUGAAAGAGUCCUAAAGCAGCAAAUAAAUUUGAAGCUUGAAGGAGCAGACCUGGAAUAAAAACUGUGUUUGAAAGUGGUAUUAAUAUCAAUUGCCUUUCAAUAAAAUGAAAUUUCCCAGUAAACUCUUUACCCCUUAGGAAAAAAAUGAGCUUAUAAAGUGAUUUAUUAUCUUGCCAUGAAUUUAAAAUGUUUAUCUUCAAGGAGAUUGGGGAAAAGUAAAUAUUUAGUAUCGAUUUUUCAGCUUUUUGUGAUUUUUAAAAAUUUUAUUUCAGCAGCCUAACAGGUCAAUGAACCCAUUAUCUGUAUUGUCUGACACAUAGUCAUAAAGUCUCCUCUUUUGUGGUCCAAAAGCUGCAAUGAUAGAUUUCCUUAAAGGGAUCAAGAUUUUAUCUAAUUUUAUUUUUAAAUUGUUCAUAGAAUAAUACAGUUAUUUAUCUUGCUGAAAAUAUAAAGUGAUGCAAACUUUUUUUUGGUUUUGUACUGCAUUAUUGCUGAACUCACAGCAAGACUGUGCUUCCUUUGUUUUGAUGCCUACUUGCAGGAAAACAACUGACACCCAGUUUUCAGGUUUAGACUUGGUGUGGGAAUUAGUAAAGGUUGUAAGAUUUUUAGUAAGUUGGGAAAGUAGGUUUUAGAAAUAGAAAGUGAAAAGGGAAAAAAGCCAACACAACUUGGCACUUCUAAAUCAUGGUAUCAGGCAGGAUUUCUAUAUUUUUCAUAGCAAAGUUCAAACAUGAUACAGAAAUGAAAAAGCUACCACAGCAGUAAAAUUACUAAUAAAGUAGGCCUGUGUUUUGUUUGGUGGAGUUUUUUAGGUUUGUUUUUUUUCAUUCCAUGGCAAUCAGAGGAUUUUACCAUGGGAAUUGGUAGUCUCUUGCAAGAAAUACAGAAUGCAUUAGAGACAGUGGAAAGUCAUCUCUAUAGCCCAGAACUAGAAAAGCCACAGUGGAGGAGGAAACAGUCAUCCAGUGUUUGCUGCAGGGGAUGAGAGUGCUUUCAUCUUAAUAGUACAAACCAGUACAGUUGUUUACCCUUGAAAAGUUUACCUGCUAGGAAAGGUAAAUUAUCUGAAUUUAAUAAUGACCACAGUGGUAGUGUUUGGUUAAAGGAAAAGGGGCAGAAAUUUCCAAUUUUUUCCUGCUUGCCUUGUCCCUUGGAACAAAUCUAAUUAUGUUUUGGUUCUGUAUUAUUAAAUCACUGUUUCCAGUGCUUCAGAAACAGAGCGCUCACACCUCACUGACAGCCUGCACUCUUCCUUGCUUGAAAGAUUUAGAAGUUUCCUCUUUGAUCAACACUCCUGUAAAAAAGGGGUGAUUUUUCUAAUACCCCACAAGGCUGUUCUUGUGCAAGUUUUCCCAGAUAAGUAAUAAAAAUACAGCAAGACCACCUAUAAUUCUAUUUUUAAUAUAAGAAACUAUAUAUAGUACUUUACAGCUAUAAUGGAGAAGAGUUAUUGAGGACUGAGGUGUGUAAAUAAACUAUAGGAUAUAAUGUAUGUCAGCAGCAUGGAAAUCCUGUAUUUGUACCAUAGCUUUUAAUAAUACAUUCUCUUCACACCAUCAGGAGACCUACAUGCAGUUUAUAAUUUUGCUUUCCUUGAGGGGACCAUGGUCUGCACCUCAUCACUGUAGUAACUGGGCACUGAUGUACCCCUGUCCUUAUUUCUUGCAGUGCAAGAGCCACUUCUGUGCUGUCCACGCCUGCUUUGGUCCAACUGAAUCCACUGAAUUUGUAACCAUUCAGCUUCUUCAUUCACAUUCAGUUUUACCUUGCCCUCAGAAUCAAGAGUAUCAGCCUGACACUUGGGACCCUGAAUAAAUUUAAGGCCUUAAAGAAUUUAAUGCACUUAACAUUUGUCUGCUUUGGUUUGACCUGAUGGGAAACCUCUCCCUUGAAGAAGGAUUUAUGCAGCCUGUGCUGCAAGGCACUUUACUGCCAUUCCUUUAAGGAGUAUGGAACAAGAGCUCCCAGCUGUGUAAAUAUUUGGAAACAAAAAAAAAAAAAAUACAAAUAAUAAUAAUGAAAUAUAAAAGAAUACUACUAAUAAUUAAUAUUCUAAAAUAAACAAUAGUUCCUUGCCUUCUCUGAAAUACACAGUAGUAGUUAAAGGUUAUCAAGAUGCAUCAGAGAUACGAAGAAGGCUCAGUGAGGCUGGUUUAUAAGUCAUAUGUAUUUUCUCAGGAAACCCAGGCUUGGAGUUUCCCUUGCUUACAUUAAGAUGAUUUUUUCAUAGCAUGAAAUUCACUCCUGUACAUUGCAUACCUCAGCAGAAGCAGGACAGAAACAGAACAAGCUUCACUUUGGCUUUCUGACUCAAGUUAAACUCUCUUGCUUUAGAUUAUCUCUGAUCUCUUCCAGGAAAGAAUAAAUGAAUAUCCAAAAAGAAAAGAAGAAAGACUUGAAUACUUGAUGUAAUUUUUUAAUCAAAAAUCAACCAAUUGCUAUUAAGACUGGAGCCAUCUGCUCCACUGAACUUCAGUGUUCUAGAAAUAGCUGAGGCUUACGCUGCUCUUGAUGGGGCAAACAGCAGGUGGUACAAGCAUCACCACCCUCACCACCCCAGCAAGACACACUGGGAACAGCUGGAGAACAGGGCAGGGAGCCUCUCCUGAUUGAGGCACAGUUUUUCCAUGGCUGAGGAGGGAUGGAAUUCAUGUCGAGCCAGAUCCACAUCAUCUGAGAAACUUGGCUUUUCUUUCUUUCUCAGAUCAUUCUCAUUUCACUGAAAUUGCACACUAAUUUGUUUUUAAGUUAGGGAUUUCCAAACUCUGCAAUCCUUUGAGGUGCUGAAUUUAGGAAGCAGAGACUUCCAAAGAAAAAAGCAAAAUUUCUUCUGUAUUUUUUAAACAAUUACAAAUACAUGUAUUAACUAUUUUUUUUUCUAAAUCAGAUGUUGGAAACCUAAAUUACAAAUAUUGAUAUUUACCUACUGAUAAUAGGGGAUGGCUGAGAUGUGUGUUUUAUGUUUCUCUCCUGAUCUUGUUGAAGAUGUCCCAGCUUGUUGCAGGGGUGUUGGACUAGAUGACCUUCCAAGCUGAAUUAUGCUAACAAUGUUCAAGUUAGUUCUUUCAAGUUGCCCACAAAAAGCUGGAUAUUUCUGUGUGCAUCAAUGCUAAUUUUGGGUUGUAAAGGUAAAUAAGAUUUUUGGACUACAUAAAACUUCCAUGUCAGACUCUGGUGUUGCACAAGUGGCAGCUGUUUCACUGCAAGCACAGUUAAUGUGAAGGCUCCCAAAGGAGGAUAUUUGUGGUGGCUCAGCAGUUGAGCUGCCUGAAAUAAACCCCAGGUCUCCACCUGUGCCGUGCUAACCUCUGCUUCUUUCCAAAGGUGACCCACAGGGUGUCUGAGCUCCUCCACCAGUGACUGUGCCAAAAGGCAGGUGUCAGCACUGACUUCUGUGAAGGCUCCUCUCAUUAAAUCAAAAUGAAAUAAUAUGAGCUAAAAAUUGAUGGGCUGGAUUCUCCAAGGUAUUGCCCGGGAGUUACACAGAGUGCCAGCAGCAGUGCUGAUUUACAAUUUCUGAGCCUGUGGCCCAUGGUUUGACCUAAUUCAUUAGUUCCCACCACCUGAGCUGGGGCAAUUUAAGCAGAAAUGUCUCUGCCCAUCAGGGUAACUACAGAGAAUUGUUAAAGCAGUUUGAUUCCAACUAACCUCAUUUUUUUUUUACUUCAUUGCAUAUUCUCCUUGAUUAUUGCAGAGGUGAAGCUGCUUCCAAAGCCUUAAAAUUGUCAUCGCUGAUCUGUCUUUGCCAGAGCUGUGGUCACUCAGCUGCAGUUCUGACUCCAGUUCUGCAGAUCAGAGCUGGCUCUUGCAGUCCAAAAAUCAUGUAUGUACCAUAGAAUGGUUUGGUUUGGAAGACACCUUAAAAGAUACCUAUUUCCAUCCCCCUUUCCAUGGGCAGGGACACUUUGCAAUAGACCAGGUUAUCCCAUCCAACCUGAACUUGAAAACUUCCAGGGAUGGGUGGCUUCAGCUUCCCUGGGCAGCCUGUGCCAGUGCCUCCCAUCCUGACAGGGAGCAAACAGUGCAAGCAAAAUUCUCCCCACUCGUUCUGCAGCAAUUGUAUGCAUUCAGAUCUUGGCACUAUCAGGCUGAUCAUUCACAUUAUCAAUUUUAUUUAACAAAGCUAUCUCUUAUAUGUAAUUUCCAUGCUGCUUCUCUGGAUGUUAUAUAGAGAAGCAUGAAGGCAAAUUCAGCUUGUCUGCAUUUUCACUUCAGAUAACAAUGGUACGGUUUUUUCCAAAGCAGGUCAGGAGACCAGCUCUAAAUUUCUGAGCUCCCUGUGGGGACUGGGGUUAUUCUGUCCAUGUGCUUUCUUAUCCAAUCUGUCUUUCUUCCCAAGAAGCUCUCUUUCUUCCAACAGCCCUUAUUCCUGAAAACAUCUAAAAGAUUAGCAAAGCUAAGGCAAGAUACGUGCUCUUGUCAUUUGUGCAGAAGGGACAGGGGCAUCAGUAAGGGCUAACUACCAAAAGUUUCUUCAGCUGAUUCCAUUAGUAUUUGCACAGACAGGUGAUGCUAAAAUGACUCUGUAUGGUUUGGUCACACUUAUUUGCAGGCUGUUACAUACAUAAGCUGUUUUAACUUGUCUGUGGUUUGCAAUAUCUUGGGCAGACUUUCAGAAUGCUCAGGACAGCAUUUGCCACUCUCCUUCACUUCCAUCUCAGUUUCAUUUGCCUGAUGGAUGUUUCUGUGACAUUGGCAAGGGGGCUGCACCAAGUGCCACAUCACCUUCUGGCCAGCAGGACAAACCAGCCCUUCCUGAAGCCUUGCAGGCAGUGGUCUGGGUGGUGAGGAAGCGUCCCACAAGCUCAGAUCCCUCUUUGGACAGGGAAUAGGGUUUACAGUAGGGCAGGCCUCUGAUGCUAAAAAUGAAAAACUCUCCCAAGGUUUUGGGCAACUUGGAAAAACACCCUGAAAAUCACAGUUCUUUAAAUAAGGCUCCUGUCUAACCUCAUACAGAUUGGCAACAAAGUUGUGAUUUUCAUUUCAGUUUCUCUGGUAAGUAGUGGAGUAGCUCUGCAUUUUCAUUAAUUUAAAGCUGUCUGUAGAUGGCUUCAGAGAGCAAAGAGAACCCAUCACUGUGGGAGUGGCUGUGCUCUGGGAAGGUGCUGUAGCUCAUGGGCAACUUUCCAUCCUUGUGGGCAGGAUCUGGGCACCAGCACAUUGCCUGUCUUCCUUAAUUAGCUGAGAGAAGACCAGGCAGAGCCCUGCACUCCUCGCUCACGGGCUGCUGCUGAGGCCUGGAGCAAAUCCCUACACUAAAAGCACUUAAAAAUGGAACAGAGGUGAUGGAAACGUGGUUUGUUCACUGUGAAUAUCCAGCUGGGAUAGUUGGAAUAACUGCAAGGGAAGAAUUGCCUUUGCAAAUCAUGUGCCUGAUUUACUGGUUAAAUAGUUUUUCAGUCCUCCCUAUUUAGUCAACAAGGACAUUAAGAUGUCCAGAAAUAAAAGUGGAAUGAUUGGUUCCCAGUACAAAUCUUAAUGGUCACAAAUCCAAUAUUUCAGAUUUUUUGCUCAGCACUUAGCAAGUAGAGUCUAUCAGGCUUCAUUUAAAUAUUGUAGAGUUACACCUGAUUUUAUGCUUUCCUUUAUUGGUCACUAGAUCUUUUCUAUGUCACAUAAAGUUAUGUUUACCUUAAAACUGAUCUGUAGAUAUGCCUGAAACAGCACCUAAUAUGAACAUAAAGUCAAUGUUCUCAAUGCUAGGGUGAGUCUUGUGAAAACUUUUUUGCAGCCAAAAGUCUUGAACCAUUCACUGAAGUAAGACAACUAUUUGAUUUCAACAAAAUGGAUUUUGUUGUCAAUAAAAUCACUGAUAAACACUUGAGUUGGAUUUGGGACUUCUGAAUAUAUAUAUAUAUAUAUAUGUAAAACUACAUACACAAACUUUCUUUUAGAUCACAGAAAUGAAUGCUCCAACUUAAAGUUUAUUCAUCUAAAUAGCUGGAGAAAAUAUCCACUUAAUCACAUAGUCUAAACACAUUGAAGUAGGGGGGAAAAAGGUGUUCAUUUUCACCUGUGUUUAUUUUUUCACCAGUAAAAACAAAUAAAAAGACAAGAAAAACAAUCAUAGUGCCUAUGACAAAGAUUGUGUUUCAAGAAGUGUGCAAUGUGUACCACGAUUACUUUAACUGCAAAUGGAAGCUGCUUUUAGGCUGAGUUUGGUUGAAAGGAAAUGUCCUUAGAAAAACUGUCACGCAGAAUCCCAGGAAAUGUUUUGGUUCGAUAUGUUUGGCCUCCAUUUUUGUGGAGCUGUACAUUCCUGUCCAUGGUUCUAAAGGAUAAAAAAAGAACUUAUUUCAGAAUCAA